Molecule: messenger RNA, 2516 nt
Organism: Brachypodium distachyon (stiff brome)
Lineage: Eukaryota; Viridiplantae; Streptophyta; Magnoliopsida; Poales; Poaceae
Product: metal-nicotianamine transporter YSL2
Exons: 7
Coding region: 144-2174 (676 amino acids)
Biological process (GO): response to iron ion; seed development
Cellular component (GO): plasma membrane
Molecular function (GO): iron-nicotianamine transmembrane transporter activity; oligopeptide transmembrane transporter activity
Source: RefSeq, a predicted model, not a curated record
UUGGUGCUACUGCUCUGGAAGCAAAAUUGGACCGUAGAGCUGCUGGUAGUCCAGUGGAUGUGGAUGAAUUGAUGAGUCUUCUUGAUCUGUGCGACCCCUAAUUUUUGUCGGUACAUCCAGGCUCGUGCCGUGCCGCCGCCUCCAUGGAAACCCCUCGCGUGCGUGGCGCGGCAGCGCCCGAGAUAGAGAAGUGCGACGCCGGCGGCGACGUGGAGGAGCCGGUUCCUGCCGCGGCCGCGCGCGAGCAGCAGCACGAGGAGCGCGUGCCGCCGUGGCGCGAGCAGGUGACGGCGCGGGGCCUUGUGGCGGCGCUGCUCAUCGGCUUCGUCUACACCGUCAUCAUCCUCAAGCUGGCUCUCACCACGGGCAUCAUCCCCACGCUCAACGUCUCCGCCGCGCUGCUCGCCUUCCUCGCGCUCCGCGGCUGGACGCGCGCGCUCGCGCGCCUCGGCGUCGCGUCCCGCCCCUUCACCCGCCAGGAGAACGCCGUCGUACAGACCUGCGCCGUCGCCUGCUACACCAUGGGAUUCGGCGGUGGAUUUGGUUCGUCGUUGCUGGCUCUGAACAAGAAGACGUACGAGCUCGCUGGGGUUAGCACGCCGGGCAACGCACCGGGGAGCUACAAGGAGCCUGGCUUCGGGUGGAUGGCCGGAUUCCUACUCGCGAUUAGCUUCGUGGGGCUCCUCAACUUGCUUCCGCUCAGAAAGGCUUUGGUCAUAGAUUACAAAUUGACUUAUCCAAGCGGGACUGCGACUGCUGUUCUUAUAAAUGGGUUUCAUACCUCUCAAGGAGAAAAGAAUGCAAAAAAGCAAGUUCGUGGAUUUCUAAGGUGCUUCGUGAUCAGCCUCCUAUGGAGCUUCUUCCAGUGGUUCUACACAGGUGGCCCGAGUUGUGGGUUUCUUCAGUUCCCUACUUUUGGUCUAAAGGCUUGGAAACAAACGUUCUUCUUCGAUUUUAGUCUCACAUAUGUCGGCGCGGGGAUGAUCUGCUCACACCUGGUAAAUCUUUCCACGCUCUUCGGUGCAAUACUUUCAUGGGGAAUAAUGUGGCCACUCAUCAGCAAACAAAAGGGCAUUUGGUAUCCUGCAAAUGUACCAGAAACCAGCAUGACAAGCUUGUUUGGUUACAAGUCCUUCAUGUGUGUAGCUCUGAUCAUGGGAGAUGGUCUCUACCACUUCAUCAAAGUCACAGGUAUCACUGCUAAGAGUUUGCACGGACGAUCCAAUCGUAAGCAUGUCAAGAGAGCUGCUAAUGAGGGUACAGUUGCCAUUGAUGAUAUGCAACGCGAUGAGGUCUUUAACAGGGACUACAUUCCAAACUGGCUAGCGUACAUAGGAUACGCUUUAUUAAGCAUCAUUGCGAUUAUUAUCAUACCGGUUAUGUUCCGACAGGUCAAAUGGUACUAUGUCGUUGUAGCUUAUGUGCUUGCUCCCGUGCUGGGGUUCUCCAAUGCCUAUGGAACUGGACUCACUGACAUGAAUAUGAGCUACAAUUAUGGCAAGGUUGCUCUGUUUAUCUUUUCAGCCUGGGGAGGGAAGGACGAUGGUGUCAUUGCCGGUCUUGUUGGUUGUGGUAUAGUGAAGCAGCUAGUGCAAGUCUCUGCUGAUCUGAUGCACGAUUACAAGACUGGCCAUCUGACGUUGACAUCGCCAAGAUCGAUGCUUGUUGGCCAGGCCAUUGGUACAGCCAUGGGCUGCAUCAUCGCGCCAUCUACGUUCUUGCUCUUCUACAAAUCAUUUGAUAUUGGGAACCCAGAUGGAUACUGGAAGGCUCCAUACGCACUGAUAUAUCGAAACAUGGCUAUUCUCGGCGUCGAUGGCUUCUCUGCACUGCCAAAGCACUGCCUUGAGCUGUCUGCUGCUCUCUUCGCUUUUUCUGUGCUCAUUAACCUUGUUAGGGACCUACUUCCAAGAAGGUACAGGAAAUAUGUUCCCCUGCCGAUGGCAAUGGCUGUGCCGUUCCUUGUUGGUGCCAACUUUGCCAUUGACAUGUGUGUGGGAAGCUUGACAGUCUUUGCCUGGCACAAAAUGAACAGCAAGGAGGCGGCGCUGCUGGUGCCUGCGGUUGCAUCUGGUUUUAUUUGUGGAGAUGGUAUAUGGAUGUUUCCUUCUUCCUUGCUGUCUCUGGCUAAGGUGAACGCGCCAAUCUGUAUGAAUUUCACACCAGGAAGCUAGAGAAAUGGGCAUAAUCUCAUGGAUGGUGAGCUGGACGUGCAAUGGGAAUUUAUAAGAUUAUUAUCAGAUGAGAAGUGGUCACUGCGCACAUAUUGUAAUUCUUUUACUCUGCUAAUGUUCGCCUUAGGGCAUUUACAACGCAGAGAAGACAGUCUUAUCUUAUGCACUCCGCAUCAUGUAGAUAAGAAAAUAAAACAUACUCCUCCGUUUCACAAUUCUCGUCUCAAAUUUGUCAAAAAAAUGGAUGUAUCUAUUCCUAAAAAGUGUCUACAUACAUGUAAUAUUUCGACAAGAAUUAUGAAAUGGAGGGAGUAUUAUACAAUAAAUUAUCUGUUAAUGCUA